AUGCGCAAAGAGGUUCUGGAUAAACAGAAAGAUCUUGAAAAGUCGAAUUCCGAAAUUGUUGAGAAAAUUGAGAAACUGUCGAAGGAACAACAAAAGAAGUUUGAUUUGAUUCAAUCGAAACUGGAUAAAAUAAUUGAAACACUGAAACCAGAAGUAUCGUCAAAAAUAGAAGAGAACAAAGAUUCUGCUAUUCUCACGGCUCCUGUCGAUUCUACUCAGGGUUUUCAGAAAACCGAAGAAAUGGCGCCGACAUUUGGAAAAUAUUUUGUGUUGAAGCAUACAUUCAACAAUGUUUCUAACUUCGAAAAUAACAAAUAUUAUUCCAGUGAGGAGGAAGAACAUUUUGGUAUUAUAUGGAAAAUUAAUGUGAAACGGUGCGAUGGAUUUUUCUCAUACUUUCUCUUCUAUUUAUUACUUAAUAACACAGAGAAAAACUGGGAAAUUGAAGCUGAAUUGGAACCAAAAUUAGUGUCCAUUAGCUCCAGCGGAAAAAAAGAAAAAAGAAGAAAGAAGAGUUCUGAUUUUUUCCAAAGUGACCCUAUGAAAUCUUCAUGGCGGUGUUUAAAAGUCAUCGAAUGUGACGAAUUCGAAAACGAUUUUCUUGUUGAUGACUGUUUCUGUGCUGAAAUUGCUAUGAAAUUGAAAAGAAUGACAGGAAUUUACAAAGAGAACUUGAGAAGUUUCGACGAAACAAAGGAAGAAAGCUCGGAUGUUGUUCUAAUCGUCGAUGAUGAAAAGUUUUUUGUUUCCAAGUUGUACCUUGCCCAUUCUCCAUACUUCAAGAAUUUGUUCAUGGGAAAAUUCAGCGAAUCGAAGAAAUCUGAGAUCAAACUAUCUGGAAUCGAUGCGGACGAUUUUCAGAAGUACCUUGAAGUUCUUUAUGGAGAACAGGCGAUUGAUGAAUUCAAUGUCGAAGGAAUUCUCAUAGUGGCUAACAAGUACGAUAGCAGUCUGGUCAUUGAGAAAUGCGAGAACUUUCUACAAAAGGAAUCGAAAAAGACACUGAAGACGAAGUUGCAACUGUCUAAGCGAUACAAUUUGGAUGCACUCAGAAAACAAUGUCUCGAGGAAAUUUAA
Messenger RNA from Caenorhabditis remanei, 1077 nucleotides. RefSeq lists its product as uncharacterized. The record is from RefSeq and is a predicted model, not a curated record. Gene Ontology annotation, molecular function: protein binding. NCBI's taxonomy places the organism in Eukaryota, Metazoa, Nematoda, Chromadorea, Rhabditida, Rhabditidae. Bases 1 to 1077 code for a protein of 358 amino acids. The transcript has 5 exons.